Molecule: messenger RNA, 948 nt
Organism: Cokeromyces recurvatus
Lineage: Eukaryota; Fungi; Mucoromycota; Mucoromycetes; Mucorales; Mucoraceae
Exons: 1
Coding region: 1-948 (315 amino acids)
Source: RefSeq, a predicted model, not a curated record
AUGGCUAAUUUUUUAAAUCAAGACUGGUCCUUGUUUCCGAAUCUUCGAUUUGUUUGUAGCCGUGCCUUGGUAGGUGCAAUUAUUCUAGAUCCGUCGAUGAAUAAAGCUUUACUUGUCAACUGCAUCGAGAUUUAUGGUCAUCGACGCUCCAUUGAUUCUCAUAGAGAAUCGUUCAAGACCUCUAAUGGACAUCUCACUCCAUCAUCCCUUUCUCCUAAUAACAUUCGAUAUUGGAAUGUUUUUCCUACCACCCUCUCCACCGUUGAUGGGUUGAAGCUGGUGAUUGGUACUAAGAUAUUUAAUGCUCUAGUGACCUCAAGCCUUCUAUUGGAUACAUCCGCUGAACCAGAAAUUGGCCCUAAUACAACAUCAAUUUUACUUGACACAAUAGAAAAGUCAAAAAAUGCCCGUAUAUUUAUCAAGAAAACCGCUUGGGACGCUGCCAUUAAGUUGUCAAAAGCUGAGAGAAUUUGCUCCAUUACUCCAUAUGAUGUCGUAUAUCAGCUACGUCAAUUGCGCACACGUUUCCAUCAUCUUUCCACUUAUCUCAUGUGCCGGGCAUUUAAUGAUGAUGUUGAUGAUAUUAGAAGUCGGCCAUACACUGUUUUUACUCUUGCAGACUGGGACAAUGGUGCUGACGAUACCGAUUACCGAGUUGGAUCCAAAUUAUUACAAGACAUUGCAAUGAGUGUUAUACAGAAUGGACACUCAGCGACAUUAUCUAAGGACAAAUUUUUAAGGUUGAUGGCAAGGCUGAAAUCUGAUAAGGUUAUGCAGAAUUACUUCAAGGCAAUUGCCAAACUAUUCAACUGCGAUUUACUCGAGAUUAUUGACAACAAAGAACUAAAUAAUAUCUUACAAAAUAUUGCGGAAUCAUUGAUUACAUCGAUUGUAAAAGCAAAUAAAUCAGCCAAACAAUCCGUAACUACAUCCUUUACAAAGUUUUAG